Molecule: messenger RNA, 712 nt
Organism: Dacryopinax primogenitus
Lineage: Eukaryota; Fungi; Basidiomycota; Dacrymycetes; Dacrymycetales; Dacrymycetaceae
Exons: 1
Coding region: 28-408 (126 amino acids)
Source: RefSeq, a predicted model, not a curated record
GAUAUCUACUUUCACUAUAACACAAAUAUGGGGAUCACCAACAAAGAAAAACUAUGUUGUCUACCUUCCGUCCACAAGCCCAGCCCAGUAACCAUACACACCACACCUGUGUGGCCAGCUAGUAACCAUCCCUGCAAAGCCCACAGCAUGAUACCCGGUCCACCAUCCUCGGGGCAUCAAAGUCAUCCCAGUCCUCGUUUUCACAACAACAGCAACAUCUCUCCCUCAGUCCCAGCACACAUUCCGCCAAACAACCAUCGAGCAGCUCGGCGCACCCUGUCCAUGCGCCUCCACACCACCAGCCGACCGCCCGCAGGCCCUCAGUGCACCCUUCACAUCCAUAGAGCAGGUUCUCGAAUACGCUCGCCGGUUGACGGAGGUCGUGUAGCUCUUCCCCCCUGCGCAUAGAGACAGAGACUUUGAACGCCCAAUGUACGUCGUUCCCUCUAUUCCUCGGCAGGGGCUCUCCCCACUGCGCGGGAGUAUCCAGCCCCUCCCCGAGGGAUUGGGGGACGUACACACGCACCCGGGAAGGGUGAAUCGACUCCCUGGCACAGAUGUAGUGCCGUAGCGAGGAGAUUGACCCUGGUGGAGCGAGGUGCUCGUAUGCGAACUGAGCGAGGGAAGGGUCGUCUGCGUGAAUCCGUUCACGGGAAUGUAGGGGAGGGCCGUCUUUCUCUGUAUCAAUGGUUAAUUAGACAUACGUGAAGUG